CCUACACACACCGCUGUUGCUUUUGGUGUGCUUAGCUGUCAUUUGCAUUCAGGAGACAGAAGGCAACGAGGAAGAGGUAGGAGCCGCUGGAUUAGCUUCAUAUUCAAUCUUCAAACGACUGGAUAUUGAAAGUCAGGAAAGAAAGACCGCUGACAAGUGGAAAGCAAAGGCCCUAUGGAGAAAUAGGAUUCCUGUGGAUCAUUUGACUGCAGUUUGGUUGAAGUGAAAGGAGUCUCCUGCUCUGUGGUUGUUUUGGAGAGACAGGCGAGUUGUGUGUGCUAAAGGACUGCAAUGCACCGCUUAAGGACUUGUGCUGCACGGCUGCGGCCGCUGACGGCCUCUCAGACUUCUCAGAACUUUUCACAGCAGAGGCCUGUGGCCGUACCAAAGACGUUUCAGCCAGUCAGGUGCUACACGGCACCUGUGGCUGCCGAGCCUUUCCUCAAUGGAACGAGUUCCAAUUACGUGGAGGAGAUGUACUAUUCAUGGCUAGAGGACCCCAAGAGUGUGCAUAAGUCUUGGGACGUUUUCUUCCGCAAUGCCAAUGCAGGUGCUCCCCCAGGCAAGGCACACCAGAGCCUUCUGAGCCUGGCCCGGCUGCCCCAAGCCCAAUCCCUGAUGGGGGCUCAGCCCAAUGUGGAGAAGCUGGUGGAAGAUCACCUGGCCGUCCAAUCCCUCAUCCGUGCCUACCAGAUCCGUGGGCACCAUGUUGCUCAGCUGGACCCUCUGGGAAUUAUGGAUGCCGAUCUGGACUCUCAUGUCCCCAAUGACAUUAUAACGUCCUCGGAUAAACUCGACCUGGCAAUGUUCAAGGACCGUCUCAGUAUUCUAACUGUCGGAGAAUCUGAUUGCGUAUCACAUUUUAGAGCUGACAAACAUUGGGAGAGUGGCUUCUAUGGACUGGAUGAGUCAGACUUGGACAAAGUGUUCCGCCUGCCUACCACCACCUUCAUCGGGGGCACUGAGACAGACUUGCCCCUGAGGGAGAUCAUCCGCCGCCUGGAGAUGGCCUACUGCCAGCACAUUGGGGUGGAGUUCAUGUUCAUCAAUGACCUGGACCAGUGCCAGUGGAUCCGGGAGAAAUUUGAGAAGCCCGGCGUCAUGCAGUUCACCCUGGAGGAGAAGAGGACCCUGCUGGCCCGCAUGGUUCGCUCCACCAGGUUCGAGGAGUUUCUCCAGAGGAAGUGGUCGUCAGAGAAGCGCUUCGGCCUGGAGGGCUGCGAGUCUCUGAUCCCCGCCCUCAAGACCAUCAUCGACAAGUCCAGCGAGAAGGGUGUGGAGAACAUUGUUAUGGGCAUGCCACACAGGGGUCGUCUGAAUGUGCUGGCCAAUGUCAUCCGCAAGGAGCUGGAGCAGAUCUUCUGCCAGUUUGACUCCAAGCUGGAGGCUGCUGAUGAGGGCUCUGGAGACGUGAAGUACCACCUGGGUAUGUACCACAGGAGGAUCAACCGCGUGACUGACCGCAACAUCACCCUGUCCCUCAUGGCUAACCCCUCCCACCUAGAGGCCGUGGACCCUGUGGUGCAGGGCAAGACCAAGGCCGAGCAGUUCUACUGUGGAGACACCGAGGGACACAAGGUGAUGUCUAUCCUGAUGCACGGUGACGCUGCCUUCGCCGGCCAGGGCGUCGUGUACGAGACCUUCCAUCUCAGCGACCUGCCCUCCUACUCCACCCACGGCACGGUGCAUGUGGUCGUCAACAACCAGAUUGGCUUCACCACUGACCCUCGUAUGGCACGGUCCUCUCCGUACCCCACUGACGUGGCCAGGGUGGUCAAUGCUCCCAUCUUCCACGUCAACGCUGACGACCCUGAGGCCGUGGUGUACGUGUGCAACGUGGCGGCCGAGUGGAGAGCCACCUUCCACAAGGACGUGGUGGUGGACCUGGUGUGCUACCGGCGAUUGGGCCACAAUGAGAUGGAUGAGCCCAUGUUUACCCAGCCCCUGAUGUACAAGCAGAUCAAGAAGCAGAAGGGAGUGAUGCAGAAGUAUGGCGAGAAACUAAUCGCAGAGGGCGCCGUCACGAGACAGGAAUACGAGGAGGAGAUAGCCAAGUAUGAUAAGAUCUGUGAGGAGGCACAUGUUCGCUCCAAGGAUGAGAAGAUCCUCCACAUCAAGCACUGGCUGGACUCUCCCUGGCCUGGUUUUUUCAACCUGGAUGGCCAGCCCAAGAGCUUGACCUGCCCGACAACCGGCCUGACUGAUGAGGAGCUGAUCCACAUCGGACAAGUGGCCUCCUCAGUGCCAGUCGAAGACUUCACCAUCCAUGGUGGUCUGAGCCGUAUCCUGAAGGCCCGAGGGGAGAUGAUCAAAAACCGCACAGUGGACUGGGCCCUGGGGGAGUAUAUGGCCUUUGGCUCGCUGCUCAAAGAGGGCAUCCACGUUCGCCUCAGCGGCCAGGAUGUGGAGAGAGGCACCUUCAGUCAUCGUCACCAUGUGCUGCACGACCAGAAUGUGGACAAGAGGGUCUGCAUCCCCAUGAACCAUGUGGACCCCAACCAGGCCCCCUACACCGUCUGCAACAGCUCCCUGUCGGAAUACGGUGUGCUGGGUUUCGAGCUGGGCUUUGCCAUGGCCAGUCCCAAUGCCCUGGUGCUGUGGGAGGCUCAGUUCGGAGACUUCCACAACACAGCCCAGUGCAUCAUCGACCAGUUCAUCUGCCCCGGCCAGGCCAAGUGGGUCCGCCAGAACGGCAUCGUCCUGCUGCUGCCCCAUGGCAUGGAGGGCAUGGGCCCAGAACACUCCUCUGCUCGUCCAGAGAGGUUCCUCCAGAUGUGCAACGAUGAUCCUGACGUGCUCCCGAGCAUCACAGAUGACUUUGCCAUUCGCCAGCUCUAUGACUGCAACUGGAUUGUGGUCAACUGCUCCAACCCUGGCAACUUCUUCCACGUGCUGAGGCGGCAGAUUCUGGCGCCCUUCAGGAAGCCUCUCAUCGUUUUCACCCCCAAAUCCCUGCUGCGCCACCCCGAGGCAAGGUCCAGCUUUGACGAGAUGUUGCCAGGCACAGAAUUCCAGCGCCUGAUCCCAGACAGUGGCCCGGUGACCCAGAACCCAGCCGGGGUGAAACGCAUAGUCUUCUGCACAGGAAAGGUGUACUACGAGCUAACCAAGGAACGCAAGGCCCACGGCAUGGAAGACAUGGUCGCCAUUGCACGCAUGGAGCAGCUGUCUCCCUUUCCCUUCGACCUAGUGAAGGCUGAGUUCAAGAAGUACCCCAAUGCCGACCUGGUGUGGUGCCAGGAGGAGCACAAGAACCAGGGCUACUAUGACUAUGUCAAGCCCCGCAUGCGCACCACCAUCGAACGCGCCAAGCCAGUCUGGUAUGCUGGUCGCCCACCUGCCGCUGCCCCAGCCACAGGAAACAAGAAGGCCCACCUGGUGGAGCUGAAGAAUUUCCUGGACACUGCCUUCGAUCUGGACGCCUUCAAGGACCAGAUGUAACUCUCUCCCCCGCCUCCUUGGUCCCAGGAUAAGGGGUAGCCUUCACCCUCCACUGCAACCCAGAGGCCCCUCCUCCACCGUCCCAUACGCACACACACAUACGCCCACAUACCACCUGGACUUGUCGCUCAGAGCAAACCUACUCUCCUGGCUGGGUUCUCUCUGCCUAGCCCACAACGGCAACAGUCCUGUUCAUUUCAAACCACUGCUAUCUUUCCCCUACCCUGACCCUCCCUCAUCCACUCCUCUUGGUUCUGUUUGAGUAUGCCCACCUCCAUCAGACACAUGCCCCGAAACCACACACUCAGUAGUAGACAGCCAGUCAGUCAAUGGUCAGGAAAGAGAACCUUUGUACAGUCAGUGAUAAGUGAUUCUUAGCUUCAUUUUAGUUUAUACUACCUGUAUUUCUCUGGUUAACACUCCACCCACCAACAAUAUAACCUUAUUGUGUUGGAUUUUGCUUGUUAAGCCCUGUGUGUGUGACCAAAGCACAUUGUUCAUAAAGUAUUAUGUAUUUUUCCAAGA
Molecule: messenger RNA, 3966 nt
Organism: Coregonus clupeaformis (lake whitefish)
Lineage: Eukaryota; Metazoa; Chordata; Actinopteri; Salmoniformes; Salmonidae
Product: 2-oxoglutarate dehydrogenase, mitochondrial
Exons: 25
Coding region: 292-3441 (1049 amino acids)
Biological process (GO): tricarboxylic acid cycle
Cellular component (GO): mitochondrion; oxoglutarate dehydrogenase complex
Molecular function (GO): oxoglutarate dehydrogenase (succinyl-transferring) activity; thiamine pyrophosphate binding
Source: RefSeq, a predicted model, not a curated record